UGAUGUUGAUUCUGAGAUAUUGGACCAUCACAGGAGGUUACUGUAAUUUCUUGCCCCUGGUUGCUGUUUUUCUCGACUUAAGGAGUCUUGCUCAAUUGCUGUUCCAACCAUUCAAAAGGGAAUGAGGUGAAAGAAGAUGACUCCUUGUUUCUGAAGUACACCCUGGAGGGCCAUGCAAAACCAGUCUCUAUUAUCGCAUGGAGUCCUGAUGACUCAAUGUUGCUCACAUGUGGCAAUGAAGAAGUCCUAAAAUUGUGGGAUGUCGAUACAGGAAAUUGCCGUCACACAUUUAAUAGUUCCGUGAAACGCGUUAUCAAUUCUUGUGCAUGGUUUCCUGACUCCCGAAAAAUAGUAUGCGGCAGCAUUAAUCCUGAUAAUCGGAUAUAUACAUGUGAUCUUGAAGGCAAUGAACUGGAAGUCUGGGAAGGGGAAAGAAUGCCCAAAAUCUCUGAUCUUGCUGUGACACCUGAUGGGCAUCGUCUAAUAAGCAUAUGCUCCAACAGAGAAAUAUGGAUACGUGAGUUCCCUAGGGGGAAAGAGUGGGUCAUACCGGAGGAACAUUCAAUCACUUCACUUUCUCUAUCAAGGGAUGGAAAGUUCUUGAUUGUUAACUUAAAUAGCGAGGAGAUCCAUCUAUGGAAUGUCAUCGAUGUCUCAACCAUACCAGAUACGUUUAGAGGACACAAACAAAAGAUGUAUGUGAUACGGUCAUGCUUUGGUGGCUCAAAUUGCUUGUUCAUUGCCAGUGGUAGUGAGGAUUCACAGCGGCACAGUUCAGUUCCUAUACAAGUUCUGUCUGGCCAUUCAAUGACUGUGAACUGCGUGAGCUGGAAUCCAAUGCGACCUCAUAUGUUAGCUUCUGCAAGUGAUGACCGCACCAUCCGGAUAUGGAUGGCCAAUAAAAGGCCUAGAAAAAAUUGACUAGCAGUUUCAUUGUUCAGUUUGAUUCUGUAAAUAUUAUGUAAUCUUGCAAUAUAGCUCCAUAAAAUGUUAUAAUUGUUGAAUUCAUAUUGUCAAAAUGGUAAGUUAAUGAUGUGGCAAAAUUGACUAAAUGAUCAAAAUAAUAUAUAUUUUUUUUUA
Messenger RNA from Dendrobium catenatum, 1080 nucleotides. RefSeq names its product WD repeat-containing protein WDS homolog. Gene Ontology annotation, molecular function: protein binding. The record is from RefSeq and is a predicted model, not a curated record. Bases 217 to 921 code for a protein of 234 amino acids. Lineage: Eukaryota; Viridiplantae; Streptophyta; Magnoliopsida; Asparagales; Orchidaceae. The transcript has 4 exons.